Bipolaris victoriae FI3 is the source of this 210-nucleotide messenger RNA. RefSeq lists its product as hypothetical. The record is from RefSeq and is a predicted model, not a curated record. The transcript has a single exon. The coding region runs from base 1 to 210 and encodes 69 amino acids. Lineage: Eukaryota; Fungi; Ascomycota; Dothideomycetes; Pleosporales; Pleosporaceae.
AUGAGCGAACAGUCAACGAUUAUAAGGACAGGAGCAAUAAUAUUAUCGUCUUUUCUCAGUCGCGAUUUAUCAGUUGAUACGCGAACAGAGCAACCGCACGCUGAGGUCCACCGCUACUACAAUAAAGUAAAGGCCGAUAAUAUCCUAAGUAUCACUAAUAGCUACCAUAAUGUCCUAUCAUUAAUUCUUAUCAGAGAUAAUAAAGUAUAA